UGCUUUCACUUUGCAGCAGUUCAGAGCUCUGGGAACUUCGGGAGAAGUACACUGUGUCAGAAUGGAGGGCUCCUAUGGCCUAAUCUCUCUCCAAAAGAAGCCAGUGGCACUGAAGAGCAUCUCUGUGACCUUGUCCAUCCAUGAGUUUGUGGCUGCUGUGUCUGCAACCUUAAACUAUGAGAAUGAGGAGAAAGUCCCUUUGGAGACCUCCUUUGUGUUCCCCAUGGAUGAAGACUCUGCUGUCUAUAGCUUCGAGGCCUUGGUGGAUGGGAAUAAAAUUGUGGCAGAAUUACAGGACAAGAUGGAGGCCCAACACAACUAUGAGAGUGCCAUAUCACAGGGCCACCAGGCCUACUUAUUGGAGGAGGACUCAUAUUCCAGAGAUGUCUUCUGUUGUAAUGUGGGGAACCUCCAGCCUGGUUCAAAGGUGGAGCUCACCUUGAGGUAUGUGCAGGAGCUGUCCCUGGAAGCAGAUGGGGCCCUGCGCUAUGUGCUCCCAGCCAUCCUGAACCCUAGAUACCAUCUCUUUGGACAGCUUGUGGACAGUUGCCUUGAUAUGAAAACUCCUGUAGUGCCUUUGGAAGACCUUUCCUACACACUCAGCAUGGUCGCCACCAUCAGGUCCCAGCGUGGCAUCCAGAGGGUCCACUCCAACUGCCCCUUAAGUGCUGUUGAGUUCCUUGCAGAUGAUAAGACUUCUGCCCAGGUUUCCUUGGCUGAAGGACACAAGUUUGACAGGGACGUGGAACUCCUGAUUUACUACAGUGAAGUGCACAGCCCCCGAGUAUCUGUAGAGAUGGGGAUGCCUGAAAAGAAGCCAGAUAGUUUAAUGGGAGAUCCUUCUGUCAUGGUGAGUUUCUAUCCAGACAUUCCUGAAGAUGAGGCAUCUGUGACCUGUGGAGAAUUUGUCUUCCUGAUGGACUGCUCAGGAAGUAUGCAGUGCCCCAUGAAUAACCAGGACCGCUCUCAGUCACGCAUAGAGGCAGCCAAGGAAACACUGAUUCUGCUGCUGAAGAGUUUGCCUAUAGGUUGUUAUUUCAACAUCUAUCAAUUUGGAUCUUCCUAUAAAGAAUUCUUUCCGAAGAGUGUGAAGUACACUCAGCAAACAAUGGAGGAGGCUGUGGAAAGAAUUAAGCUCAUGGGAGAAGACCUAGGGGGCACUGAGAUCUUGGCCCCACUUCAGAGCAUUUACAGGAAGCCCUCCAUCCCAGGUCACCCCCUGCAGCUUUUUGUCUUCACAGAUGGAGAAGUUGCUGAAACAUUUACUGUAAUUAAAGAAGUUCAGUCUAAUAGCAAGAAACACAGAUGUUUCUCAUUUGGCAUUGGAGAAGGUGCCUCCACCAGCUUAAUAAAAAGCAUUGCUCGAGUGUCAGGGGGCACUUCAGAGUUCAUAACAGGCAAGGACAGGAUGCAGUUCAAGGUUCUUAGGUCCCUGAAGCACUCUCUACAGCCUGCAGUAGAAGACAUCUCUCUGAGCUGGAAUCUGCCUCCUGGUGUGUCUGCCAACAUGCUUUCUCCAGAACCAACUGUCAUCUUUAGAGGUCAGAGGUUGAUCCUCUAUGCCCGACUCACUGGGAUGAUGAAGGAAGCUGAGGCGACAGGAGAAAUAUUCCUCAAAUACAUGCUCCAGGGCAAAAGAUUUGAGGAUAAGCUGACAUUUUCUCUACAAUCCAAGUCAGAUGCUGACUUCACUAUUCACCGCCUUGCUGCUAAGUCCUUCAUCCAGACCAAAGACCUUGGUCUCAAUGAGACCCCAGCAAUGGACAAAGAAGACAUAUUGAAGAUCAGCAUCGAAUCUGGAGUCAUCAGCUCCUUCACAGCGUUCAUUGCCAUAAACAAGGAGCUCAAGCAGCCAGUGCAGGGGCCCCUGGCUUACAGGCAGAUCCCAAGGCCAAGUAAAUUUCGUAGAGGCGUAAUUAGGCCAUGUCAGUCCUUCACAGCACAAAUGCCAUGUUUAAGAAGAAGGUCAUGUUUAGCAAGAUUUGAGGACCAGGAGACAGAACACGUGUAUUUCAAAAAGGCUCUCCAGGUUAAGAAAAUAACUCAUUCUUCCAACAACAGGACCAACUUGCAAAGUGAUCAUAGAGUGGUUAGAGGCACUGAACUUAUGCAGCUGAUUGACCUCCAAAAGGCAAAUGGGUCUUGGGAUCUGAAUAAAGAUCUGACUAAGGUCCUAGGUGUGAGUUUGGAAGACCUGCUUGCUGCACACCCUGCCCAGCAUGUGGACUCCUCAGCCUGGGCCACUGUCCUGGCUGUGGUUUGGCUGCACACCCAUGGUAAGGACCAGAAGAUGGAAUGGGAGCUUCUGGAAAGGAAGGCUGUGGCCUGGAUUCACAUCCAAGCAGGCUCCAUGGUGCCCACGUUUGUGAAAGCUGCCAAUGUUCUCCUGAAGUCAUCUGUGGAUCCUGCUGUCUUUGCUCCCUGAGGAUGCCUUCCAGCAAAAAAAAAAAAAGAACCUCUCCAUGGCAAUCAGCGCUCCCUUCACCAUCUCUUCUGCUGUGAUG
This is a messenger RNA of Sciurus carolinensis (gray squirrel), 2504 nucleotides long. Its product is annotated as von Willebrand factor A domain-containing protein 5A-like. The record is from RefSeq and is a predicted model, not a curated record. Bases 62 to 2425 code for a protein of 787 amino acids. Lineage: Eukaryota; Metazoa; Chordata; Mammalia; Rodentia; Sciuridae. The transcript has 18 exons.